AUCCUGCCGAAUGAAGAUGCCCCUUUAACACUGGCCUGGUUCCAUGCAUGGCUGUUCUGCCUGCAGUUCAGCUGAAGCUGCCUGCUGACUCAUGCACUAGCGGCCAGAGGAACUGGGAAGAUGGCUUCUGCCGCCGCGGCAGCACUUGUGGGCUGGGGGUUUCUGGAUUACAAGACAGAGAAGUAUGUGAUGACUAGAAACUGCCGAGUGGGUGUCUCUCAGAGGCUGCUGCAGCUGGGAGUGGUGGCCUACGUGAUAGGGUGGGCCCUCUUGGUCAAAAAAGGCUACCAGGAAUGGGACUUGGACCCCCAGAUUUCUGUCAUCACUAAACUCAAAGGGGUUUCCGUAACCCAGAUUAAGGAACUAGAGAACCGACUAUGGGAUGUGGCUGACUUUGUGAAGCCAUCACAGGGAGAGAAUGUGUUCUUCCUGGUGACCAAUUUCCUCGUAACACCAGCUCAAGUCCAGGGUAAAUGCCCAGAGCAUCCUUCCGUUCCUCUGGCUAACUGCUGGGCUGACGAGGACUGCCCUGAAGGGGAGACGGGAACGCACAGCCAUGGCAUAAAAACGGGUCAGUGUGUGGUGUUCAAUGGAACCCACAGGACCUGUGAGAUCUGGAGCUGGUGCCCCGUGGAGAGCGGUGCUGUACCCAGGAAGCCCCUGCUAGUUCAGGCCAAGAACUUCACACUUUUCAUCAAAAACACCGUCACCUUCAGCAAGUUCAACUUCUCCAAGACCAAUGCCUUAGACACCUGGGACAGCACCUAUUUCAAGCAUUGUCGCUAUGAUCCACACUCCAGCCCGUACUGCCCAGUGUUCCGCAUUGGGGACCUUGUGGCCAUGGCUGGUGGGGACUUUGAGGACCUGGCAUUGCUGGGUGGCGCUGUGGGCAUCAGUAUCCACUGGGAUUGCGACCUGGACUCCAGGGGCCCUGACUGCUGUCCCCGGUACUCCUUCCAGCUGCAGGAGCGGGGGUACAACUUCAGGACAGCCAAUCACUGGUGGGAACCCUCAGGUGUGGAGGCCCGGAGCCUGCUCAAGCUCUAUGGGAUCCGCUUUGACAUUCUUGUCACUGGGAAGGCAGGGAAAUUUGCACUCAUCCCUACGGCCAUCACACUGGGCACAGGAGCAGCUUGGCUGGGAAUGGUCACCUUCCUCUGUGACUUGCUGCUACUGUAUGUGGAUAGAGAAGCCAGCUUCUACUGGAGGACCAAGUAUGAGGAAGCGAAAGCUCCAAAGGCAACUGUCAACACUACAUAGAUCAAGCUGGCUUUCACACGUGCACCCUGCUGCCCAAGUGUCUCAGUGGUGGGUUGCACCUGCCCCAUGUCUGUUGCUGCUGGUAUCCAGAUAUCUGUGCACCAGUGGCCUUGUCUGGGUGGCUGUCAUCCACUGGCCUAUCCAUUCCUGAGCCACUCCCUGCAGGUUAAAGUUUAGGGGUUGGGAUGGAUAGGGUUCUGGCUUGGGAACAUCAAGGACAAAGCUCCAACAGGACUGGAGAAGGGCUUGGGGGGAUUCCACCAGACUCUGCAUGCAGACUCCCUCCUGGGCCCAGCCUGAGAGAGAGAGAGAAGGCAACAUGACCGAAUGAUUGAUUGCCUAGUCCCUUGGGACUCUGUCUUCUAGGCAACUCUGCCAUUCAGUUCAAGCCCCAAUAACCUGACCCCAGGUUUCUCAGGGGUCUAGGUGAGAUGGGAGGCUACACAUGUAGGACUUCCUGCCAACAAGACAUUCCUGGAAACCUCACUGCAUGCAGAGGCACCUGUCUGCCUGAGGCCCUAAGUCUGGCCCCAGAACGCCAGAGUUUCGAGGUGUGAUCUCCAUGAAGGACACCAAGAUUCCUCGAGCAUAGCUGGUUCUGGAUCUGCAUGCAUGCGGGCUUUGAUUCCUCUGUCAUUAGAGACUUUCCCCAUGUCCCAGAAUGGCAGGGACGGGCUGCAGAAGCACAGCCCUUUCUUGGCCCACUGUGGGGCAUAACUUAUGGAGUAUGCACCCCUGGAAGGGGAGAGGCAGCUUUGCUAUGGACGCACAGUAACCCAGGGAGUCCCAUGGCUGAGGCCAAAGCUGCACCAAUGUCUAGGAUCACCUGGCUUCCAGCUCCUCCAAAAAAGCUUUGGAGUCCUGAUGCCUCUCAGCCCUUAGGGCCUUGGCUUGCAAACCACAGGGUGGGAAGGCCUGGUUAUGGCAGGUGGGUCACGUGGACCCAGUAGUCCUCGGAGAUCCAAAGAACUCUGACAUCACUGCUGAAGUAAAAGUGCCAAAGCAA
This is a messenger RNA of Cricetulus griseus (Chinese hamster), 2266 nucleotides long. The record is from RefSeq and is a predicted model, not a curated record. NCBI's taxonomy places the organism in Eukaryota, Metazoa, Chordata, Mammalia, Rodentia, Cricetidae.